CUAGAACACAGUUUACUGCAGGGUUAUAUGCAUAAGAAGACAAACAUAAAAUCUUAUUUUUGACAGUUCAUUAAAAUCGAUUUUAUACCAUAUGAGCGAAAAUAUUGCUUUGCUCUUGUAAUAUAAAAAAUAACAUAAGUUUAAUAUAUUAAGCGAUAUUCAUUUCACAACAGAACAAAUACAAAAGUUUUCGUAGUAAAAGAAGCAAAAAUGGAAAACUUUGGUAGCGAGGUUGGUCAAAAAAUGCGGAGUGCUGUUAAGGCAAAAUUAAUAGAACUUGGUACUGGGGGCUCCGCUGGGUAUAUAGAUGACGAGCUGCCUGAUUACGUUAUGAUUAUGGUGGCUAACAAAAGAUCUAAAGAACAAAUGAUCGCCGAUUUAAAUCUUUUUCUUGGUGACCAUACAGAAUUGUUCGUUACGUGGUUACAUGAAGUGCUGCAGAAGUUGCAGGAAGUAACUCUACCUGCCAGUAUAGCUACUGCAAGAAAACGAAAAAAUACGGAAAAAGAUGAAAUUCAAAACAGAAAAGAUAAAAAAGCUAAUAAACGUGAUAAAAAAAAUGCUAAAAAAAGUAAUGAAAAAUCAACAGAAAAAGCUGCUUCCGUGGAAAAAACUACAGUUGAUGAACCUGAUGAAAUUAUAACAAUAUGUUCAAUAACCGAUGUAUUCGCCGAAGAGUUUCUACAAAAAGCAAAAAAAACAACAGAAGAAUCAGCCGAUACAUUAACUGCAAUAAAAAAGAGCAAAAACAAAAACAACGAUGACUUGGCAACUAGUUCAAAUCACACACAAAAAACAAAUGAAUUUGAUAUACCUACUAUAUCUGAAAUAUCUUCUACAACAGAAAGUGGUAAUAGAUCUCGAGAGGAUGAUCUUGCUGAAUUAGCAAAAAUCCAACAACAAAUAUAUAUCGCAAAAAAACAAUUGAAGCAAAGUGGUGAGCUGGACAAAAAUCUUGAAAGUGAAGAUGAAGAUUUCUUAAAUUUGAAAGAUGAAGAUGGUAGCGGUGAUGAAUUUGCUGAAUCUGAAGAUUUGCCUCAAAAGUCUACGAGACAAACCAGUCCCAUUGUUUUCGAGCAACCAACUGAAAAUGUUGAAAACUUGAUGGAAACAAACAACUCUCCUGAUAAAUCACAUGUUAGUAAGAAAAAUGAAAAACAAUGUGUAAGUUUUGAUAACUUUAGAAAUAUGAAUAACUACGUAAAAAGUCCAACAAAGCGGAGACCGGUUCACGAGCGCUUGGGUAUAGCUUCUCAUAUCUCUCGAAGUAGAAUAACGUCUAAUGAACAAAAAUUAGUAUUCGAAAAAAAUAUUCAAAAUCAUUUACAAAAAAAUAUAGAAAUUAAUAAAUCUAAUGAAAGAAAGGAUUUCAAAAUAAUAACAAAACAAAAAUCCUCAGAUGAGCUUAACAAUGCUCGUAUUUUUAAAUUGGCUUUGCCAGAUAAUAAUAAAGAAUCUAUGGAAAAAUCAACAAAUGCAUCAUCAACGAAUUAUAAAAAUCAACGUAUUGGCUCUCGAGUCAUAGUUGCACCAGCAAAGUUUAAUUUUCAAAAUGAAGAAGAUGAGAUAGAGAAACCAGUCAAUUCGGUUAUUAAGAUAAAGCCACGACCUGUAGUACCAGCAGCUAAACAGGCAUGCAAAAAUCUUCUUUUACGAGCAAUGGCUGAUGCACAACGUUCUACAAUAACUACAAAAUCUACCGGACGUAAAAAGACUGAAUCAAAAUUAAACGUGCGUUCUAAUUCGAUUGAUAACCGUAAUACCAAACUUUUCACAAAAUCAUAUCGUAAUAAAAUUAAACAUAAUGCAGCAUCAGCUUUUAUGAAAUCCGCUCAAAAUUUUGUUAUUGAAGUAAAUGGUAAAUGGCAGAAUACACAUUUGAAUAGAAAAGAAGGAAGUGAAGACGAAUUAAGUUUAGAUGAACAAUAUGAACCAAAAUCUACUAGCGAUAAGGGUACUAUAAAUGCAGGUUACAUUUACGUGCCUAAAACAAUUGCAGAUGAUGAUAUUGACUAUAAGAGAGAUGAUUUGAAAGAUGAUGACUGGAAUUAUGCACCAACUAGUAUGAAGCAUUCAAAUACGCAAUUUGUUGUUACACUUAAUGAUAAAAAGAAAGUCAAAACAAGAGAAGUCAACAAAAUAAGAAAUCGUUCUUAUUCACCUAUACCACAAGUAUCAUCAUCAACUGGAUCUCGUAGAUAUGAAGUAACUUCUAGUUCGACUAGUCGACGAGCACGUCGUUCGCGAUCGCGUUCACGAUCGCAAAGCACUCAAAGACAAAAUCGUAAAAACUCACAAUCUUAUGAUGAUGAUGGAACUGAAGUACUUGAAUCGACAUCUUCCUGCAACACGCCACCAACAUUGAGGCGCACUGAAUUAAUUGAAACCUAUCGGAAGCCACAUCAAGUUAAUAAACUUAUUAUUAAAAAUGAUUCGGAAGACGAUAUGUAUCCAAGAAAAGGUUAUGAACCAUACGGUGAUACAAAGAACAAUAGCAGUAAUUCAAAUAAAAUGUCUGACCGUUCAACAACUCCGCCAUUACCACCAAAAGUAGGUAACUCAGCAGAUGACCAGAAAGAUAAUGAAGUACAAAGUAAUACAGCAGAGGCAAGGAAACAUACACUUAUAAAAUAUGAUGUUAAGAAAGAUGACCGAAAUUCAGAAACUCAUAAAACUUCUACACGUAGUCGUAAAAUUGUAGUUGAGGAAAAGGCGCAAUCAACAUCUGAUUAUCUUAAUCACGAAGAGUCUCGUAAAAUUGUCAUACGUAAUACAGAAGAUAAAAAAUAUGACAACAUACCAUCAUUGAAUUCUGUAGCACUUAAUAUUGCUUCAAUAAAAACUAAUAAACCAAAGGAACGUUGUAAGUAUCAUCCUAAUUGCACUAAGCAGUUUUGCGAAUUUUAUCAUCCAUCUGCGGCUUGUAAAAGUUUCCCGAACUGCAAGUUUGCUGAUAAAUGCAUAUACACUCAUCCGAAGUGCAAAUUUGAUGUGUCAUGCACAAAUGGUGAUUGCAAUUUCGCACAUAGUGGACCAAGAAACUGCAGCUUACAAUUAACAGCGCCACCUCUUUCUUCACAUGUUAUUCCUGUUCAAAACUACAAAUCGAUUUCUGCUCUACCGUCUGCUGUCAGCGCUACAAUGUGUAAAUUUUAUCCUAAUUGCUCCAAGGUUGGCUGUACAUUUUAUCAUCCUAAACCGUGUCGUUUUGGUAAAAAUUGCAUCAAUAAACUUGAGUGUAACUUUUAUCAUCAUGAAACUCAGAGCAGCAAUAAAUUUAAAUGGGUUGCUUCUGUUAUUUAAAAAUGUCUAAAUUAACUGCAUUAAAUAAACUAUCUUACUUAUGCUUAAGCAUAUAAUGAA
Messenger RNA from Teleopsis dalmanni, 3363 nucleotides. RefSeq names its product zinc finger CCCH domain-containing protein 14 (gene Nab2). Gene Ontology annotation, molecular function: metal ion binding; poly(A) binding. The transcript has 8 exons. Bases 211 to 3303 code for a protein of 1030 amino acids. Gene Ontology annotation, cellular component: cytoplasm; nucleus. NCBI's taxonomy places the organism in Eukaryota, Metazoa, Arthropoda, Insecta, Diptera, Diopsidae. Gene Ontology annotation, biological process: regulation of mRNA stability. The record is from RefSeq and is a predicted model, not a curated record.